This is a messenger RNA of Schizosaccharomyces japonicus yFS275, 807 nucleotides long. RefSeq names its product splicing factor. The record is from RefSeq and is a predicted model, not a curated record. The transcript has a single exon. Gene Ontology annotation, cellular component: U2-type spliceosomal complex; spliceosomal complex; Prp19 complex. NCBI's taxonomy places the organism in Eukaryota, Fungi, Ascomycota, Schizosaccharomycetes, Schizosaccharomycetales, Schizosaccharomycetaceae. The coding region runs from base 1 to 807 and encodes 268 amino acids. Gene Ontology annotation, biological process: generation of catalytic spliceosome for first transesterification step; mRNA splicing, via spliceosome.
AUGUCAGAACGUAAAGUUCUGAACAAAUACAUUCCUCCAGACUAUGAUCCUUCGAAAGCGCCUCCAAAGAAGAAGAAAAAGUUUCAAGGACCCAAUGGAGGAAAAUCAACAGUUCGGUUGAUGACUCCAUUUUCAAUGAAGUGUAAUACUUGCGGUGAAUACAUUUACAAGGGAAAGAAGUUUAAUGCUCGUAAGGAAAAGACCGGUGAAAAGUACUUUUCCAUCGACAUCCUGCGAUUUUAUAUUCGUUGCACACGUUGUGCCGCAGAAAUCACCUUUGUCACUGACCCAAAACACACGGACUACGCUGCUGAAAAAGGUGCGUCUCGGAAUUUUGAGCCAUGGAGAGAACAAAAGUUGAAAGCUCAUGAAGACCCCGAACUUGAUGGAGAAGAUCCUGCAAAUGAGACGCCAGACAAUCUAAAAUUGCUUGAACAAAAGACACUCGACACAAAACGGCGGAUGGAGAUCAGCGACACGCUCGAUGAACUUCGAGAACAGAGUGCUAGGCGAUCUCGCAUAGACAUUGACGAUGCCAUUGCAAAACUUGAGUCUGUACGUAAGGAAAAGCAAGAAGCCGAUGAAGCAGAACAGCAAGAACUGCUAGAGGAAGCAAAAAAACUGUUUGCUUCUCAUGAUGGUGCCGUUGUUCGGCGAAUGGCAACGGAAUCCACGACAAAAGCUCCACCGUCGGCGACGGAACUUGCUGAAAACGUCUUAGGUGAAACAAAACUUCCUUCAUUUCAACCGGUAAAGCGGGCGCCAGCUGGUGCUGGGCCAGGCCGCCGUAAAAGAGCUGUAUUAUAA